This is a messenger RNA of Thelazia callipaeda (thelaziosis nematode), 678 nucleotides long. NCBI's taxonomy places the organism in Eukaryota, Metazoa, Nematoda, Chromadorea, Rhabditida, Thelaziidae. The record is from the annotation of a GenBank genome assembly.
GUAAAUAUUAACUUUGCAGCGAUUGAUUUAUCAGCUAAUUGUGAUCAAGAAUCAGAUCAUAUCAAACUUGGUCGAUGUCUCCGACCAUGGUUAGAUUUAUGGGAAAUGAUUCGAGUCCAAGAAUCGCAUGCAUCAAAUUUUUUAUUCCCGAUUCCAUUUUAUUCGCGGGAAUCUGUGCUAUAUCUUUGUAGUGCUUACCUCGAUAGUCGUUCAACCUGUAUGACCCCUAAAGUUUUAAACAGAUGCAAACAAAAUGAAAUGAUUGCAUUUAUCCAAAGCCAUAUGCAAUAUUAUUGUGGAAAUAAAGCAAAAAUUGCUUUUACAAAAUUUGAAUGCCUUCGAGAUGCUUUGAUAUCAGCUUCAAAAUGUUGGCCACAUCUUGAAGGUGUGCCAUUACCAAGUUAUCAAGCAGGUAAAUGUGAGGUCAUGUCAAAGUUCUUCAACUGUGUUCUACCAACCGUAGAAGAAAAAUGUAAGAGUUCUGCUGUAUAUACCCUCGUUGAUGCUAUUAGUUCAUUUGGAUGCAUAAUUAGAAAUGAAUUGGUGAAGCAGUCAGCAAAAUAUGUGGAGAAAGUAAACAGUACUGGACAAUUAACUGAUAAGUUUGGGCAAAAAUAUAUUCGAGAUGAAUUAUCAGCGGUGCUACCAGCACUUGAUGAAGAAAAACACGGUCAGUAA